AGUUUUAUUCGACCGACCAAUCCAAACCGCCAUGGGAGGAAAACAUUCGAAGAUGGACCCUAUGGAAGUCGAGGUGCCGGAAUUGCAAAAUCAACUGAACCGAGAUCUUUACCUGAAGCCGUACGAACGCGAAUUCAAACGCAGGUACGCCUGCUUUCUCGAUUACUUGGAAAGAGUCAAGGAAGAUUGCGACCUAGAUACGUUUACCACUAGUUACAAAACAUUCGGAAUCCAUAUCGAGGAAGACGGAUCUGUUCGUUGUCUAGAGUGGGCUCCUGGAGCUAAACAACUAUAUCUCGCUGGUGAUUUUAACGAUUGGAAUAGAGAAAGCACACCCUACAAAAAAUUAGAAUAUGGAAAAUGGGAAUUAGUGAUACCGCCCAACAACGAUGGAUCGCCGGUCGUUAAACAUUUGUCGGAAGUCAAGAUUGUUGUUGAAAAUCACCAUGGAGAAAAACUCGAUCGUAUAUCUCCUUGGGCAUCGUAUGUGGUUCAGCCACCCAAGGAAGAAGGAGUAACUUUUAAACAAAGAAUUUGGAAUCCGGUUGAUAACGUGUAUAAAUUUAAACACGCCAAAGUAUCUAGACCGUCGAGUUUACGAAUUUAUGAAUGCCAUGUUGGAAUCGCUACGUCAGAGUACAAAGUCGGAACUUACCAAGAGUUCAAAGACAAAAUGCUGGAUCGAAUCGUUGACUUGGGAUAUAAUACAAUUCAAUUAAUGGCCGUCAUGGAACACGCGUAUUACGCCUCGUUUGGAUAUCAGGUCACGAGUUUUUAUGCUGCGUCAAGUCGUUUUGGCACUCCUGAAGACCUCAAAGAAUUGGUCGACAUCGCUCACAGUAAAGGCUUGUAUGUCAUGUUAGACGUGGUGCACUCUCACGCUUCGAAAAACGUUCUCGACGGCUUGAACAACUUUGACGGCACUAACGCGUGCUUUUUCCACGACGGACCCAAGGGCGAUCAUCCCACGUGGGGCAGUCGCUUAUUCAACUAUUCGGAGUAUGAAGUGUUGAGAUUUUUGCUGUCCAAUCUACGUUGGUACACGGAAGAGUAUAAUUUCGAUGGCUUUAGAUUUGACGGUGUCACUUCGAUGCUAUAUCAUUCUAGAGGAGCUCAAGGAUUCAGCGGUCAUUACGAUGAAUACUUUGGACUCAACGUCGAUACCGAUGCACUGGUCUAUCUCAUGUUGGCCAAUUACACUCUACAUAAAUUUUAUCCGGAAUGCGUUACUAUUGCUGAGGAUGUAUCGGGCAUGCCGUCCACUUGUCGUCCCGUCGGUGAAGGUGGACUAGGAUUCGAUUAUCGUCUAGCGAUGGCUAUACCCGAUACGUGGAUCAAACUGUUGAAAGAAGUCAAAGACGACGACUGGGACAUGGCAAACAUAGUUCACACUCUGACCAACAGAAGAUGGAUGGAAAAGACUGUUGCAUAUGCCGAGUCGCACGAUCAGGCAUUGGUCGGCGACAAGACCGUGGCUUUUUGGUUGAUGGACAAGGAAAUGUAUUCUCAUAUGUCUACAAUGAGCGAUCCGUCUUUGGUCAUAGACAGAGGAAUAGCAUUGCACAAAAUGAUUAGAUUGAUCACUCACGGUUUAGGCGGAGAAGCUUAUUUGAAUUUUAUCGGCAACGAAUUCGGUCAUCCCGAAUGGCUAGAUUUUCCUCGAGAUGGAAAUCACAGUUCCUAUCAUUACGCUCGAAGACAGUGGAAUUUAGUCGACGAUCCGUCAUUAAAGUACAAGUUCUUGAACAAUUUCGAUAGAAGCAUGAACAAAUUGGAGAGCAAAUACGGUUGGUUGAGUUCGAAUCCGGGCUAUGUCAGUUUGAAACACCAAGACGAUAAGGUGAUCGCGUUCGAAAGGAGUAAUCUUUUAUUCGUAUUCAAUUUCCAUCCUACCAAGAGUUUUACAGAUUACAAAUUGGGACUCGACUUGAACGGAUCGUUGAAAAUCGUUCUCAACAGCGACGACUCGGAAUUCGGCGGUCACUGUCGUAUCGAUAAUUCCAUUGAAUAUCCAACUGGAAACGGUCAAUGGAACGGACGUCAAAAUCAUAUAUUCUUGUAUUUGCCUUCGAGAACAGCUAUAGUGUUGACGACUUCAGAUCGAAAACAAUAAACGUGUUCGCCGAAGAAAAUUAAACACUUUUCUUUAUUCUCCUAUAGACAUUUUUUUAUUUAUACUAAGAAAUACCGAGAACGAGUUCAUUGGUGUUUAUUGUUGUUGUUUGUAUCACAAAUUUUUGCUGUCCGAUUUUUAGUUUAAAAUUUUUUUUUUUUUAAGUCGUUAUUUUAAAUAAAUAUUUUAAAGUUUAUAUACCUGUCGUCGAUAUUUUAUUAUAAAUUUGUUAUCUUUACAAAUAUAAGUUUA
This is a messenger RNA of Daktulosphaira vitifoliae (grape phylloxera), 2365 nucleotides long. RefSeq names its product 1,4-alpha-glucan-branching enzyme (gene AGBE). Bases 32 to 2113 code for a protein of 693 amino acids. Gene Ontology annotation, biological process: glycogen biosynthetic process. Gene Ontology annotation, molecular function: cation binding; hydrolase activity, hydrolyzing O-glycosyl compounds; 1,4-alpha-glucan branching enzyme activity. The transcript is spliced from 14 exons. Gene Ontology annotation, cellular component: cytoplasm. The record is from RefSeq and is a predicted model, not a curated record. Lineage: Eukaryota; Metazoa; Arthropoda; Insecta; Hemiptera; Phylloxeridae.